ACCUCAGCCUGCUCAAUGUCGAACAUUUAUUUUAAAUAUAGCAUCAUUGACACAUCUAACGCCUUGGAAGACUUGUCAUAGACCCACGGAGGGAACCCGUCGCCGUAAAGGCGAGUUAUUUACGAAGGAAGUAGCUUUAGCCCGCUAACAUACUUACAAGCGCACUUUCAACUCUCGUUAUCCAAAUAUCAAGGCUAACGUAAACAUCGGGAUCUAACUCACAAACGAGACGUGUUUUGUUUCUAGCGCUGAUAUAAAAGUGAAGGGCACUGAAGUCAUGGAGGAAACCAUCGGGGUCUGUGGUCUAGAAGCCAGAGGACUUGUUGAAGGGAGCAGUUCACCUCCGGAUGUUGAGACCCCAUCCCGGGAUAACGUGGAGGAUUUUGCGAGGCUGGUGAGCAGUGAGGAGGAGAGAGGGGAGACGCCAGGAAGGGAGGAUAGGAGCCCGGACCCCCUCGAUGGAGAGUCGGACCCUAAUGCUGAGAAAACCAAGGACCAAAAAGCAUUUGGCAAAGAGGUUUUGUUGCUGAUGCAGGCGCUUCAUACUUUAGCCACCCCAGAAGAAAAACUCGCUGCCCUUUGUAAGAAAUACGCAGACCUGCUGGAGGAGAGUCGCAGCAUGCAAAAGCAGGUGAAAGUGUUGCAGAAGAAGCAGAACCAGGUGCUUAAAGAGAAGAUCCACCUGCAGAGCGAGCACAGCAAGGCCGUCCUGGCACGCAGCAAACUGGAGAGUCUUUGCAGGGAACUUCAGCGCCAUAACAAGACCUUAAAGGAGGAGAAUGCUCAGAGGUCCAGGGAGUACGAAGAGCAGCGCAAGGAGGCGACGCUGCACUUCCAGAUGACACUCAACGAGAUUGAGGCCCAGAUGGAGCAGCACAACUCGCACAACAGCAAGCUGCGGCAGGAGAACGUGGAGCUGGCUGAGAAACUCAAGAAGCUCAUCGAGCAGUACGAGCUCCGGGAGGAGCACAUUGACAAGGUGUUCAGACACAAGGAACUGCAACAGCAGCUGGUGGACGCUAAACUCCAGAGGACGGCUGAGCUGAUGCGAGAGGUGGAGGAGAAACAGCAAAGAGAAAGAGAGUUUCUCCUGAAGGACGCGACUGAGUCCAGACAUAAAUGUGAGCUGAUGAAGGAGCAGGAGCAUCAGUUAAAGCAGCAGCUCACUCUGUACAUGGACAAGUUUGAGGAGUUUCAGACCACCCUCGCCAAGAGCAACGAGGUCUUCACCACUUUCAGACAGGAGAUGGAGAAAAUGACGAAGAAGAUCAAGAAGCUUGAGAAGGAGACCACGCUAUGGAGGACCAAAUGGGAGACCAACAACCAGACUCUACUGCAGAUGGCAGAAGAGAAAACAGUGCGAGACAAGAAUUACAAGGCCCUGCAAGUGAAACAGGAGCGUCUGGAGAAGCUUUGCAGGGCCCUCCAGAGAGAACGCAACGACCUGAACCUAAAUCUCCAGGCCCUUCAGGGCCCAGCGAAAGAUCCGGAGGAAGAAGGUACGGGGCCUCCUGACCCUCAGCCGCAGGGGCUUAACCCAGAGAUGGAGAGAGAGGUGGAGGGAGAGAUGGAGGGUUUGGGGCCUCAAACAGAGAAGCUUGGGCUUCAGCCUGAGGAAGAGAGCACCAUAUCAUCCACACAACUCACUGACGACUGAUCCUGGCCUUCUGCUGGCCUUUCUUUUCCUUUCUUUUUGUGGAGGUAUAUAUUUUUGUCUAACAAUUAUCAUAAAAAAACUUGAGGAAAAAGCAGGACAUUAGUGAAGACGCUAACUGCUCUAUACGCUUUGUGGAAAGCACUUUUUACUCCCUGUUUUCUAUCACAUUGUAUUUUCGUAGGAAAUGGUCAUGUGGUCCAAGACGGCCACCAUGCAGCUUUGUUUCGUACGUUUUUCUUUUUCCUUCCCCCUGUUUUCUGCUCAGCUGUGCUGUGCUUGCACGCUUUUUGUUCCUCUUGAAUAAAAUGUAGCUCUUCGCUCUGACCUCUAGAAUUUGAAUAAAUCAUUUUGGAUGCAUAUAAUGUAAAAUAUUGCCAUUUUAAAAUAGGCCAGUCCAGCUCUAGAUGACCAGAUAACCUUGAGACUUGAGAAACAGGGCAUUAAUAACGGGAGAUAACAAACACACUCAACUACUCAUCAGCACUUUUAGUCUGAGCCAAGACGGGUCCGUGACAAGUCACGCUUCUGUUGCUUUGAUUGAAAUGGACUUUAAAAGAAGAUAUAUGUCUUCUAAAUAGGAGAGGAGUCAAGACUCCUCACCACCUGGGACUGGUUUUCUAAUGGGAAUCUGAUUAAGGGCUAGUUUGACUUUGAAAAAGGCUGCUACAUCUCCAACAGUUAUGUGAAAUCCUAAGAACUUUCUAUGGGGAGGAUUUUUUUGUUGCAUGUCAGACGAAGAGAAAGCAUCUUAACCAGCAGGAAAAAAAAUAAAACUUUCAGUACUUAUAAAAUUCCACAUGCAUUUAUAUUUCAUUAAAAUUCACUUCUCAAGCCCCUUUAUUUAAGAGACAGGGUAGUUGUUUUUGUUGAAUCUGGGUUUCCAAGCCAGUCAACCGUCGGACUACAUAACUGAACCGAAAUCAUAUAAUUGACUGUCAUAAAAAAAAUUUUUUGAACAUAUUUCCUAAUUUACUAUAAACUCUCCUUAAUAUUUUUGAAUAAGGAGGACAUAAAGUUUGCUAUUAGGGUGAGAUGGCCUUCGUUUGAUUUGCUUUAUUGCCUUGAUGCUGCUGGUAAUUAGUCCUGAAGGGAUUUUUAUUUCUUUAAAUGGUAUUUCACCCAAAUAAAUCAUAAUUUACUCAUUCUCAUGUCAGUCCAAACCUGUAUGUCUUUUUCCUUCUGUGGAGCACAAAAGAUAUCUCAUAGUUUUUGUCUGUGUGAAAGCUAGUGGGGUUCAAAACAACAUUGGACCCCAUUGACUUUCAUAGUAUGGACAAAUAUUUUUUUAAAUACCUUCUUUUGUUAUACAGGUUUGGAGCAACAUAAACCUGAGUAAAUUACAGAAUUUUAUUUUUUUGAGGUAAACUAUUCCUUUAAAAGUAAAAAAGGUUCUUUUUUUGUUUUUGUAGAGGUUGCAUUAUUUUUGCUCUUUAACUGGACACACAACUGACACAAAAAUUCAAAGGGGCCUUGAUAUAUUUGAUACUGGAUAUGCUGAAUGUGAUUUCUCUUUCUUUUUUUUUUGGACUUUGUAAUGAACAAGAAUAAAAUGUCUGUAAUUCAGUGCUAAAAUGUUCUGAAGAGCUGCAAACAUUCUCAAUACUGCUAAUGUGAAACUAUGUCAAGAACUGAACUGAUGAAUGUAGAAGCUGCCAAAUCCAUGUCUAACGGCCAACGGCCUCAAAGCCCUUAAGAUCUGGUCGUUAUCAGACUGCGGGGACACAGGGUCUAGAAACGCUCGCCUCCUCAGGUCCAUGACAACAUCUGGCUCUGUUCAUGUCCUGAUCUGAACCUCUGACGCUGGCCAGUACAUUCCUCAAUGCUGAAUCCAACGUAACACAUCCAAGGUUUUCAUUUAACACGCACUGAACAUGAUCGUCUACUUUGAUUCGUUUUACUAACAUUAAUCACGUUUUGUAAGGACAAGUGCAGAAGGACAUGGUUUUGUUAUUCAUCAGAAACAUGGGCCGAAUGUGUUUAAAUUUGCCAAACUGUAAAACUCAACAGAAUGGAAAUGUAGAUCUUCACCAGCUUUUUUUUUUUUUUCUUUUUUUGUUUCAAAAUUUUUAUUUUUUUUUCUUCCAAAUUUUGGAUAACAAUGUUGAUGUUUAUAACAUCUCAGCACUUGAUUUCCUCGUAACAGUUUCACCUCACUGUCAAAUAUUUUAUCUUGUCUGCAGAAGUGCGCACUCAUUUUGAUAAAUACAUCUGUGAUUGGGGUCAUGUUCAUUCUAAAUUUGUUGGUACUGUCAUUUGUAUCGCCACUGCUUUUUUGGCAAUGCCCUGGUUUGAUUCUCAGGUUAUGCAAGAAAUCUACCUCUUCAGGUAAGACGUACUGUGAAAGAUGCUCAAGAGAGCUUUUCUUUCUCCCCUAGCUCAGCCCAUGACCCCUCUGAGAUUGUACAACGCUCUUGUAGUUCUGUCUUGCUUUUCAAUAAAAACAUUUUGUAGAAUUUUC
Molecule: messenger RNA, 4115 nt
Organism: Cyprinus carpio (common carp)
Lineage: Eukaryota; Metazoa; Chordata; Actinopteri; Cypriniformes; Cyprinidae
Product: alpha-taxilin-like
Biological process (GO): regulation of cell cycle
Molecular function (GO): syntaxin binding
Source: RefSeq, a predicted model, not a curated record